UUGGGUGAAGUACUAAAUUUUCAAACACGUCUAGUAGAGUAUUUAAUAAGAAAAAUACAAAAAUGCAUACAAUUAAAUUAAUACAGCUGCAGCAUUAAUGUGAAGCUAUAUCUAGAUUGUUAAAAGUUUCAAAUCCAUUGACUUGGUGUGGACACCUUGCAUAAGUAAAUAAAUUAGCUUUGACAAAUGAUCACACAUUUGCUUCACUGGUCAAAAACUUACAUCCAAUUCUUCUUUAUAACUAAACAAAUAUCAGAACCUAUACACCCCAUACACAAAAAAGAAAACUAUGGCUAACUCCAAUACUCUCUCACUUUCCACCUUCACAAUCAUUGUGUUGGUGCUGCAACUCAAUUUCUUCUCAUCAAAUGCAGAAGCUGCAGGAGUGAAAGGAGGGUACUGGUAUUAUGACAGUGGUCUUGAUGCUUCAGCCAUUGAUUCCUCUUACUUCACACAUCUCUUCUGUGCUUUUGCAGAUUUAGAUUCAAACACCAACAAGAUCACAUUACCUUCAUCCACCUUCUCAACCUUCACACAAACCGUUCAGAAAAAGAACCCUGCAGUGAAAACCCUUCUCUCCAUAGGAGGAGGUGGAGGUCCUACUUUAGCAUCAAAGUUUUCUACAAUGGCUAAACAGAACAGUUCCCGCAAGACCUUCAUAGACUCUUCGAUUCAAGUAGCAAGAGCAAAUAACUUCCAUGGCCUUGAUCUUGAUUGGGAGUACCCUAACUCAAACACAGACAAGACCAACCUUGGUUUUCUCCUCAAUGAGUGGAGAGCAGCCAUUAAACAAGAAGCUAGAAUCUCAGGAAAAACACAACUUUUGUUGUCUGGUGCAGUUUCUGGCUCCAACCAGAUAUCACCAUUGCAAUAUUACCCUGCUCAAGCUAUCACCAACAAUAUGGAUUGGAUCAACGUUAUGGUCUAUGAUCUUUUCAUUCCAGAUGGGUAUAGAAACUCAACACAGCCACCAGCACCGUUGUACAAUCCAACUGGAAUAUUCAGUGGAUCUGAAGGAAUCAAUGUUUCAUGGAUUAACCAGCUUAAAGUUCCACCCAACAAACUAGCAAUUGGGUUACCCUUUUAUGGUUAUGCAUGGACUUUGGUGAAUGCUAAUGCUCAUGGAUUGUUUGCUGGUGCUAAUGGUGCUGGUUCAAUUCCUUCUGGAGGUUCAACUCCUGUGUAUAGGGAUAUCAGGAGCUUCAUAAAUAAUGGGGCACAAACUGUGUAUAAUUCAACUUAUGUGACAAAUUAUUGUUAUUCUGGAACUACUUGGGUUGGUUAUGAUGAUACUCAGAGUGUCUCUGCUAAGGUUAGUUAUGCUAAGAGCAUUGGAUUGAUUGGAUAUUUUGCAUGGCAAGUUGGUGGGGACGAUAAUAAUUGGACACUUUCCAAAACUGCUUCUAGUAUAUGGGGACCUUAAGAACGAAAGCCACGGCUCAUCAGAUCAGGGGACGGGGCCUAACUGAUGUAAGCUAUAUGUAUAAUAACAAAGGCCAGGCGAGGGAAAAUAAAUAAGUAAAUAAAUGUUUCUAUUUCUUAAUGUUAAAGGUGGACAAUGUUAUAUCAAACAUACAAAUAAUCUAAC
Molecule: messenger RNA, 1588 nt
Organism: Arachis stenosperma
Lineage: Eukaryota; Viridiplantae; Streptophyta; Magnoliopsida; Fabales; Fabaceae
Product: class V chitinase-like
Exons: 2
Coding region: 290-1423 (377 amino acids)
Biological process (GO): chitin catabolic process; carbohydrate metabolic process
Cellular component (GO): extracellular region
Molecular function (GO): chitinase activity; chitin binding
Source: RefSeq, a predicted model, not a curated record